CAGAGCUGAUUCCGUGGAACAGCUGAUUGACAUGCACAUAUUCAGAGAAAACGUUUCCAAAUCUUUUUACUGGUCUAAUUAUUCCAUCUGUUCUGAAAAUGCUUUUGCUUCAGCAAAAUUUAUUUUACCUUUUUCCUUUAUUGAUGCCUUUUUUCGUUUGUAUGAGAACUCCCUGCUGAUGUAAAAUCUUGCACACGUUAAUGCAACUCGUCAGGCAAUCUGACAUGUCAUCAGUGUGUCCUGCGUGUUCUAGCUGAACUGCACGACCCUGAAUUAUCGACAUUUGCCUCAAAGUUGCAUAAUUCCUUUACUUUGAAGAGUUGGUGACAGUUUCCCCAUUUUCGCUGAGUAAAAGCCACCACAUUCAGAGUAAAGUUGGGGUUUUUUUUUCAUUUGAUCGUCAGGGACUUACUGAUUUUCACAAACAACCUGUGUGUGUGGCUGCGUAUGUGUGUUUGUAUGUGUGUGUGUGUGUUCUUAGGCUUCUUACUGGAGUUGCUCUAGUUUCUCUGUCGCGAAGAUGUUCGCCUCGGACACCAGAUCUACUGGUUUGAGUAAAAGAGACCUUAAUGGGAGAUUAUUUUCCUCCUUUAAACUGGGUCAAGGCAACUUUCACUUUUCGGGAAGUUAACAGUAGAGAUUCACCGAUGCGAUUUUCCUGGCAGAUACCGAUUUUCCUACGUUCCUUUGUGGUCCGAUCGGCCAAUCUUUUUUUUUACAAAGAGUUAUAAUUAAUAACAAAGGAGAAAAUUCAGAGCAAAUAUUUGAUCUGUUUGAUAGUUAAUAAAUGACACACUUCCUAACCUCAAUCAGACUCUUUUUAAAUCAGUAAUCAUGAGGCACAUUAGUUUUGAUAGUUUAAUAAACAAGGAAAAAACAAAAAUUUUCCAGGCAUUCUGGGAAAAUUUGCCAACAAUUUGCCAACAUCGCAGGAAAUAGCUGCUUGAUUGGUGCGUCUCCAGUGGCCAUUGUUAUUAUUAUUCUCUGGGACUUUUGAUGUGAUCAUGUUUCCUGUUAGGCAGCAGGAACUGAAAGCGUCCAUUCAGUAGCUUUUACGUUUCCCAUUUGUAUUCAUGUCAGGCUCAUCUUGCUGCAGAGCGUUCACAUGCACCUGGCCGUCUACGGCUCUGAUAUGAUGCAGUUUAUAUUCAGAGAGGGGACCACCGUGGGAACGAUAAAGCGGGAACAUGUGACGCUGCUGUUGCUAUGGCACUCGGGGAUCUGUGUGGCUGGCGAGCUGAACACUCCUGGAUCUCAUCUCGAUUCGAUCCUCUUUAUAGGAACGAAACAUGAAAAGAAAAUGUGGUUAAAUAAUCGGAUUUAUUAGAAAAAGUGAAUCAAAUAAACAACAAAAAAAAAGCAGUCUGCUGCUUGGAAAGCCUUGCAUUGCGCAGUGUGCGCUGCGUCUGUUUUGCGUUACUGGGCAGGGGGGAGUGGGACGAAAAAGACAGAGAGAGAGAGAGAGAGGAAGAUGUAGGGGGAUUUUUUCCCUGCUCUUGUUUUCUGCAGCGCUUCACGCUGCUGUGCGUUAAGUCGAGGGUGGGAGGCAAAGACGGAGAGAGACACCACACUCCUCACUCUGUCUGCCGCGAGGGACUCUGCAGAUUGAGCAUCCCACCCUCCCCCCAUCGCCCCGGCUGCUUUUUUGCCACCCUCCCGUCGCGAAGCCUCACUCCAUCCGCAGCUCGUCACUGGAUAACGCUCAGAAGACUCCUGGAAUAGGAACAUCGAUCAGGUCUCCUGGGGGAUUCUGUCACUGUCUCCCUUGAAGACAAUGGAUGCGUCUGGGAGGAGGCGCAUCCGGAGGGCUGGGAUGUAGAGGCUCCGCUGCCGCAGCACCCCUCCUCCGGAGACGGCGCAUUGUGUUAGUUUUUUUUUGUUUGGGUCUUUUUUUCUUUCUCCCUGUGGCUUGGGUGGCUUCUGGAGAACCAGGCUUGCACGGCUGAGCUCUGCCUUGGGGGUCCACUCAGAGAGGAGCAUUCGCUGCUUCUGCUGGGGAGCACCAGGGGCUCUGGACAGCUCAGCACCAUGCCUGAGGCCAACUACCUGUUCUCCGUGUCCUGGGGAUACAUUAAGUUCAAGAGGAUGCUGAACCGGGAACUGAACCACCUGUCUGAGAUGAGCCGCUCGGGCAACCAAGUGUCGGAGUACAUCUCCAACACCUUCUUAGAUAAGCAGAACGAGUUGGAGCUUCCGUGUCCGCUCCAAAAGGUGAGGAAAAGGAAGCAGAGCCAGCAGCAACAGGUUGGGAUGAUGACGCAGAUCAGCGGGGUCAAGAAGGUCAACCACACGUCGAGCAUACUGGGAAACGUCGGCAACCGCUUCGGGGUCAAGACAGACCAGGAAGAGCUGCUCUCAAAAGACCUGGAGGACAUUAACAAAUGGGGGCUGAAUAUUUUCAAAGUGGCGGAACAUUCUCACAACCGACCGCUCACCUGCGUCAUGUAUAAAAUCUUCCAGGAGCGAGACCUGAUGCGCACAUUCAAAAUUCCCACGGACACCUUCGUGACCUUCAUGCUGACCCUGGAGGACCACUACCACUCGGACGUGACGUACCACAACAGCCUGCACGCCGCCGACGUGGCCCAGUCCACGCACAUCCUGCUGUCCACCCCCGCCCUGGACGCGGUCUUCACAGAUCUGGAGAUCUUGGCAGCCAUCUUUGCCGCAGCCAUUCACGACGUGGACCACCCAGGAGUGUCUAACCAGUUCCUCAUCAACACUAACUCUGAGCUGGCUCUGAUGUACAACGAUGAGUCAGUGCUGGAGAAUCACCACCUGGCUGUGGGCUUCAAGCUGCUGCAGGAAGACAGCUGCGACAUCUUCCAGAACCUGAGCAAGAAGCAGAGGCAGACGCUCCGGAGGAUGGUCAUAGACAUGGUUCUGGCCACUGACAUGUCCAAGCACAUGAACCUCUUGGCGAAUUUAAAAACCAUGGUGGAAACCAAGAAGGUGACCAGCUCCGGCGUCCUGCUGCUGGACAAUUACACCGACAGGAUGCAGGUGCUGUGUAACAUGGUCCACUGCGCCGACCUGAGCAACCCCACCAAGCCUCUGGAUCUGUACCGGCAGUGGACCGACAGGAUCAUGGACGAGUUCUUCCACCAGGGCGACCGGGAGAGGGAGAAGGGGAUGGAGAUCAGCCCCAUGUGUGACAAGCACACGGCUUCAGUAGAGAGGACUCAGGUUGGUUUCAUAGACUUCAUCGUCCACCCUCUGUGGGAGACGUGGGCCGACCUGGUCCACCCGGACGCCCAGGACAUCCUGGACACGCUGGAGGACAACAGAAACUGGUACCAGAGCAUGAUCCCCCAGAGCCCCUCGCCCCCCUUCUACACCAGCGACGGAGAGGGAGGCCAACACGGCGAAGACUGUUCCCUAGCGAGUAAAUUCCCCUUUGACCUGACCACGGACGACGGCACGCCGGCGGACGCGGCCGUCAGAAGCGACUGUGCGAGUAGAGGCAGUUCCUCUGACCUGGACGGGACAGAAAUGACGACGUGCGACGUCUCGUCCGCAGAGACAUAGCCGGAACCCGUGGCGGUCCCAGAACGGGACGGUUUUUUAAUGCUGAAUUUUUGUUUUAAUUUGCAGUGGAGGCAUCCUGCAAAUGAGGCUUUUUGGAGCCAUUUGGCAACCAAGGCCUGUCUGAAUGUUGGGCAAACCCCCUGCAAACAAGGCUCAGAAACCCUGUUGCGGUAUGUUUUUGCGUCCCUGGCAAGGGAGAACUGCCGAGGCGCGGCUGGAAUCGGAGUCCUCACAGACCGAAAGUGGGAUUAGACGGUAUGAAUCUACGAACUGUGGAAAAAAGGACUUCCAAACUUGCACUUCAGGACAUUUUUAUCUUCAUGUAGAAUAUUUGUAAUAUCUCAAGACUAAAUAACACAACCAAAAACUACUGGUCAGCAGGUUACUUGUUACCACAUAGUUUUUUUUUUUUAUAACACUUGUCUAAAUAAGAAGAAGAAAAAGGAGAAAAAAAGUGCCUUUUUUAUUUUCUUGUACAACCAUGUCAUUUUGUAAGAGUUUUUAUAAUUUAUUUAACACGUUCAUGUAGCUGUAAAAUGUGUCCAGUUUUGUACAAGAGGACAUUGUUGUCUCGUAGUCUUCCGAACGUUCUGGCAAUAGUCUCAAGAAGAAGAAAUCUGUUGACUUCCCAGCACAACUUGCACUUUGUGGCACACUGUAGAGCAAAGAGAGCGUGGAAUGCUGUUUUAGAAAGACAGCGGACAUGUGAAGCCAAAUAAUUUCAUGAAAACAACCCAAAUAUAAAUUUUUCUUUUUUACAUCAAACUCGUCAAAAAGACUAUUACAUAACUUCUCGGUGGAAGAACGUGAAAGUAUCCAAAGAUCGUCUGGAAAAUAAAAGCACUUUGAUGAUUUCAGUGUUGCUGAAUCACAUCAUUAAAAACCUCCUCUGCUAUUAUGGAGCAACGUCAUCGAAUCCAAAAUUUACGAUCCCUUAUUUAAAAUGUUUGAAACUUAUUUCUAAUAGCAUUUCCCCUUGAAUCCAUUUUAAAUUGUGAGUCAUUUUAGAGCUUCGAAUAAUUGUGCACAGAUUUAAAAAAAAAAAAAAAGAAAGAAAAAAAAAGUAUUUUUUUACUACAACUCGUGUCGGGUUGUUUUUUUUUGGUCGUUUUUUUUUUUCUUUUUUCACCUCAGCACCUUGAAAAUUGCCAGCAGCCCUCCAGCUGGCUGCAGAUCUGUUUCCAACACUUCCUGAAAGGUACCACGAUGUCUGGUGAGGGGAGAUGAGUUUGUAGUCAUAACAUGACGUUCUUCUUCUGUGAAUGUGUGCACACUUGAGCGUGCAAAUACGUGGUCACAGAACCACACAAUACCGUCGCAUGCAGCUGUACAGUGCCGACAGUAACGGCGUAUUUAUUACCUUUUUUUUUUUUUUUUCCUUGUAAUAUUUGCUAAUAUUUACUGUAUAUUUGCUAUUAUUUAUAUGCUCUACCACACGUCAAAUUACAGUUUGACUGAAGCCGUCUGGUGCUUUGUCUGUAUUCAGUGAGAUGUUUCGCUAUGAGACGGCCACUUCAUGUCAUGGAAGUAUGUUUGCUUUGAGGCUCCAGCCAGAAACGUUUGUAUGUUCUCAGCCAAACGAUCCGGCCAGACUGGAUGUUUACUGCGGCAGAUUGUGUACGGUGACGGGUCAUUGUACAGCUGUAGGAAUAUUUGCUGAAAUAUUUAGCAUUGUUUCAAAUGUAUUUUUUCAGUGUUUUCCUCACAGUAUAUUGGUAAAAGAAAAAAAAAGAAAGAAAAACAACAACAAUAUAUGUUGUGCUCAACAAAUGUUUUCUAUGUGAUUAUUAAAAUGAGCAUGUGAAACAGAA
This is a messenger RNA of Gambusia affinis (western mosquitofish), 5339 nucleotides long. RefSeq names its product cAMP-specific 3',5'-cyclic phosphodiesterase 4B-like. Bases 2029 to 3528 code for a protein of 499 amino acids. Gene Ontology annotation, biological process: signal transduction. Gene Ontology annotation, cellular component: nucleus; cytosol; perinuclear region of cytoplasm. Gene Ontology annotation, molecular function: transmembrane transporter binding; 3',5'-cyclic-AMP phosphodiesterase activity. Lineage: Eukaryota; Metazoa; Chordata; Actinopteri; Cyprinodontiformes; Poeciliidae. The transcript is spliced from 10 exons. The record is from RefSeq and is a predicted model, not a curated record.